Zalophus californianus (California sea lion) is the source of this 3068-nucleotide messenger RNA. Its product is annotated as glutathione S-transferase A4-like. The record is from RefSeq and is a predicted model, not a curated record. Gene Ontology annotation, molecular function: glutathione transferase activity. NCBI's taxonomy places the organism in Eukaryota, Metazoa, Chordata, Mammalia, Carnivora, Otariidae. The coding region runs from base 833 to 1138 and encodes 101 amino acids. The transcript is spliced from 6 exons. Gene Ontology annotation, biological process: xenobiotic metabolic process; glutathione metabolic process.
GGUGUCCGGACAGAGGGGGACGUGCAGCACUUAAUGAGUCUGGGACCCAGCACCAGCCAUUCAGAAGGUUUGCCGUACAGAUUUACAACUAUGCUAAGACCACUUUCGAAUAAGAUGGGUAGCACAGGUAUCUUAGAGUAUUCCCGAUUCCUCCUUCUGGUCCCUUAUGACAUUUCUGUUAUAGAUGUCAUAUCCAUCAGCUAUAAUCAUCUGUUGCUACUCUUAUUUUUAACACACUACAUUAAUUUGUUCAUAUAUUGACACUGCCUAUCUUCCCCAACUAGAAUGUAAGCACCACGGGUGCAGGAAUUGGGGCUGUAUGCCCACCAUUUUAGACCCAGGGCCUAAAAUAGUGCCUGGCAUGGAGUGGUACUCAGUAAAUAUUUGUUCAAGGAGCCAGUGAAAUCCUUCUUCUUACUUAGGCAACUUGAUAUGCUCUCAAAUACACAAACAACAGAUGUAAAGUGAAGCUGCAAAGGAAUGCUUAUUGGUUGGCUAAUCCCUUGAGUUGGGUGGAGCAUUCAAUGGAAAAGGAAAGAGUUAUAAACCCUCACUUGACCUCCCCACAGCACCCCAAGAGAGAGCCAGGAAGAAAGAAGGGUCUAAUGGAUUGAGCUAUGUUUCCAAAACUAACGAGAGGUCGACUUCUACACCCAGGCUUAUAAACUGAAAUGAAAAAUGUACCUGAGCCAUGAAAACUGAAAUAUUGGGCUUUUUGGAGAAACUGCUUGGCAUGUGAGGCUGGACUAGAGCUACCUCCCUAACCAGCUUGUUACAGAAGUGACUCACACCCUCACCCCACCCAGGAAUAUCCUUUGGCUGUGUAUUAAAAAUGCCAGAGAACCCCAAGCCCAGAGACAUGGCAACCAAACCCAAGCUCUUCUACUUUCGUGGCCGGGGCAGGAUGGAGUCGAUCCACUGGCUGCUGGCUGCAGCUGGAGUGGAGUUUGAAGAAGAAUUUAUUGAAACAACAGAACAAUAUGAGAAGUUGCUGAAGGAUGGACGCUUGCUUUUCGGCCAAGUGCCUAUGACUGAAGUUGAUGGAAUGGUGCUCACGCAGACAAGAGUCAUCCUCAGCUACCUUGCUGCCAAGUACGACUUGUAUGAGAAGGACCUGAAGGAGACAGUCAGAUUUUGAAAGACCAUGGAGAGGAUUUUCUCGUUGGCAACAAAUUCAGUUGGGCAGACAUACAACUGUUAGAAGUGAUUUUAAUGGUGGAAGAACUCGAUGCUUCCGUUCUGACUUCCCUUUGUUAAAGGUAGCAUAUUCACAUCCACACAAAGCCCAGCCACACAAAGUGAAUAGAAACGAAGACUAAAAUGGAAUGUAUCUCCAGGUCAAUCUUAAAAGAAGACUUGUUAAAAAAUCAUUAUUUCUUGCAUCUUGGCAAUUUUCUCCUGCUCUGUACUACAGGAUCAUUAGGAAAUAAACCCUUAUGAUGGGAGAGAGAUAGGUUAUUUUUGUUUCUAACAUAAACAUUCAGUGCUUUCCUUUUGUGUGUGUGUGUGUGUGUGUGUGCGCGCGCUUUAAGUGUUUUUUUCCUGAUGAAGCAAGGCUGACAAGUCUGUCUUUGUCGUUUCCCUCGCCAGUGCCUACCGGACAACUCUGCCCCCCUUUAGUGCCCCUGAUGCUGAGGACACCCCACCAUGUCCCUCCAUUGCUCAGAGCUACUGCCUGAGUGUCCCUGCCUAUCUCCUGCUGUUGCUGGUCCUUAGACAUCCCUCUCUCAAUCCUGCCACUGCCAGACCAGAGCUGGCCUCUCUUCCAGUUCCUUAGAAACAUUUUAUCUAAGAGGUGACCAUAGGUUUUGUGGUUUAAGAAUAGUAUUUUUUUCUUACUACAAAAAAAAUGAAAGUUCAGGUAUUUGUAUGAAACAAAAAAAGAAAAGACCUAACUAGCCAAAUGCUACUACUGGAUUAGACUCUCUGAUCUAUUAUUUUACAUUUUUCCUCAAAAUAAGAUCAUACUAAAUAUUGUUUUGUGGCCCGCUUUUAACAUUUAAAAAAAUUAUCAUGCAUGUUUUGACAGGUCAGCAAAUAUUCUUCUAUAAUAUCAUUUUAUUUUCAUUAGGCGAUAGAGUCACAUCUUUUUGAAUAAUCAGAACUAUAUAAAAAGGGCGUCAACUGAGAAAGUUUAUUCCCACCACUGCCCUCCCACCUUUCUGCCCCUAUAAUCACUUUUAUUGGUUUCCUGUGUAACUUCCCAGUGUUCCUACUUAUGCAGAUACAAGCAAAUAUGAAUAUCUAUUUCUCUCUCAUCCCCAUUCCUGGCUUUCUUACACAAAACAGCAAAUAUAUUCUGUUCUGCCCUGGGCUUUUUUUUUUUUCCCCCUUUCUUUAAACUAAACUGUGCAUUCUAGAGCUCUUUCCCUGUCAAUACAGGGACCUUCCUCUUUCUUUUUAUAUAUGAGUCAUUUUAAAUUACUGGCUUAUAUACCUCGUAAGGACAUACCAUAGUUUAUAUGACCAGUUUUCUUUUCUUGGAAACAUAGGUUAUUUCCAAAUUUUCACCCUGCUAACAUUCUUUUUUUUUUUUUAAGGUUUUAUUUAUUUAUUUGACAGACGGAGAGAGAGCCUACAAGUAGAGGGAUCAGCAGAGGGAGAAGGAGAAGCAGGCUCUCCGCUGAGCAGGGAGCCCAACGUGGGGCUUGAUCCCAGGACCCUGGGAUCAUAACCUGAGCCGAAGGCAGACACUUAACUGACUGAGUCACCCAGGCACCCCCACCCUGCUAACAUUCUUAACAUGAUUUCUUUGCUCAUGCCCUACACGAUUUCUUUGCUCACCCUUAUAAUAAAUUCCUAGAACAGGAAUUAAUAGGUCAAAGAAUAUGAAUUUUUUAGAGUUUUUAAUAUGUGCCAUCUACUUGGGACAAUGAGUUUUUAAGAAGAUAAUUUCAUUCACACUAAACACACUAGCCAUUGUAUUAGCUUUCUGGAAACCCCCAGCAAACAGGUGUUGAGGGGUUAACUCAGAUUCAACCCACUGGGCUCCCUAAGCUGACAGUCUAAGCACCCCCCUCCCGUGGCAAAGUUCUGUUAAAGGUCACGACUGCUAUCGAGGCUCUGAC